CCAUCAUGUUCGGUCAGGCUGUUCGUAGGUUCGCUACCUCCGCCAUUCGUAGGUCCCACUAUGAGGAGGGGCCUGGAAAGAACCUGCCCUUCUCCGUUGAAAACAAGUGGCGACUUCUAGGAAUGAUGACCCUAUUUUUUGGCAGUGGCUUUGCAUUUCCAUUUGUCAUCGUAAGACAUCAGCUGUUGAAAAAAUGAGCACUUACUAUGUCCAGGUACAGAGGACCUUCUAUAACAGUGACCAUAAUAAAUUUGUUUCCCGUGCAAGACAUGGACUGUAAAUAAAAAAGAAAAAAUACCUGUGAAGUCUGAUUCACUCUUAUUUUGUGUGUGAAAAAUUUGUGGCAGUUUCCAUUCAGCCCAAAGUACUGUACAGAACAAAUUCUAGGUAAAACUGUGAUAUAUUAAGUUUAUGAAAGAAAUAUUUAAUAUAUUCGUAGCUGUAAUAAAAUGUUACCCCUAAUGUCAUGAGAA
This is a messenger RNA of Xenopus tropicalis (tropical clawed frog), 473 nucleotides long. It is a transcript of the gene cox7c, whose product is annotated as cytochrome c oxidase subunit VIIc. The record is from RefSeq and is marked provisional. Gene Ontology annotation, biological process: mitochondrial electron transport, cytochrome c to oxygen; oxidative phosphorylation. The transcript has 3 exons. Bases 6 to 197 code for a protein of 63 amino acids. NCBI's taxonomy places the organism in Eukaryota, Metazoa, Chordata, Amphibia, Anura, Pipidae. Gene Ontology annotation, cellular component: respiratory chain complex IV; mitochondrial inner membrane.